UAUCUCCUUCAGGUGGAAAACCCCAGUAUGCCAAAUGACGAAGGCAUCACUCCUCUUCACAAUGCCGUGUGUGCGGGCCAUCACCACAUUGUGAAGUUCCUGCUUGACUUUGGAGUCAAUGUGAACGCAGCUGACAGUGAUGGAUGGACUCCUUUGCAUUGUGCAGCUUCCUGUAACAGCGUCCACCUCUGUAAGAUGCUGGUGGAGUCAGGGGCGGCCAUUUUUGCCACAACAAUUAGUGACGUGGAAACAGCAGCAGACAAAUGUGAAGAAAUGGAGGAGGGCUAUACCCAGUGUUCCCAGUUCCUCUAUGGCGUCCAGGAGAAGUUGGGUGUGAUGAACAAAGGCCUGGUGUACACUCUGUGGGACUACACGGCCCAGCAGGUCGAUGAGCUGUCCUUCAGCGAGGGCGAUGCCCUCACCGUGUUGCGUCGCCGUGACGACACCGAGACGGAAUGGUGGUGGGCGCGACUUAGCGACCACGAGGGAUACGUACCCAGGAACCUACUGGGGCUGUAUCCAAGGAUAAAACCCAGACAACGCUCACUGGCGUAAAGCCCAGAUCAGACGCUACGUGCACACGCGCAUGCAUAGAGAAGAAGAGGAGCCACAUGUGGGAGGAAGCAUUAUCCAGGGAAGAAAGAACAAAGGUAGCAGGAAAAAGAGAAAACAAAGAAGGAGCUCGCAGGAACUUUUUCCAUUUGUUUGGAUGUGAUGCUGGAACCACAAAGCCACUUUAUGCUAGAAUCAUAAUAUAUAUUUUCACUGCAGUAAAAGGAAAUUGCCUGUUAUUUUGAGUUUGGCAACUUCACACUAGUUCAGCCGCAUGAGAGAAGCUAAGUAGAAAAAUAUCUUGAGGCUCAGGACAUGAAAACACGAGCUCAGAUUCAUCCAAAUAACCUCAUAUUUGAACUUUAUUUUUGUAUGGUGUAAGGAGAAGUGGAGAGAAGAUUGAAAUGCAGUACAGGUUAAAGUAAGUGUGAAGGAGAAGCAGGACAGAGGAACGUGAGGUAGUGUGUCUCUGAAUGUGUUAAAGGGAUUUAGAUGGAGCAGUGUUAGUCUGGAUUAAAGUUGGAUGUGCAACCACAAGACUAACAAAACACGAUCCAGCAAGUUUAUGAUGCAUGGUGAUCCUCAGCAAACCACAUGUUGACAAUAAAAUGUUAUGGCAUGGUAACAAAACCUUUCGUUUGAACUGACACCAGAAGAAUAUUUCAUUUCUGGCAAAAUAAUAAAAGGAGCAUCUGUAAAUGAUUAUGAAUGUCUCAAACGUUUACUAUAGAGUGGUGCAGGAAUGAUUCCUAAACCUAGGAAAUGAGUUAGGAUUUUAUUCAUUUUAAAUUCUCACCUUUUUUUUAACCUGUUUUUUGUUACAUGCCUGUAUUAAGGUCUGUGGUUAACCCAAGCUGAAGAGACUUUCGCGCUUUGUCCUGCGACAUAAAAUACGUCAGUAAACACCACACUUACUUGCUUCUAAAUAAGACUAAACGUCAUCACGCCCACCAUUAGCCACCUUUAGCUUAGCCGUGGUGACCUGAAGUCAUGUGAUUCUGAUGUAGCUUUUUUAUAGCCCAUGUUAAUAUGUGGAGGUUAUCCUGCUGAACAAAGCGUGUAAGUAACAGAUCCAUGUGUCUGCCCCAGAGUUUCUUUUCUGGAAUAUUCCCAAAUCCAAUAGAAACAUUCCAUUGCCUUUUUUUCUAGAGAGCCCUUGCGAUGCUAACCUCCAGGUCGGACCGAAGUAUGUCAUUACUGCACAACUCGACUCAGCACUGGUCCAUGCUGUCAUAUUAACAUCUGUUUAACUGUAGAAUGGUUGCUGCCAGUAAGAGAGGAGGAAGUAAGGAAAUCGAAGAAUGUGAGAAAAGGAUUUUUGAAAUUUGAAUAAUGUUGUCAAACCAAAGCAGCUAUGAAAUGGGAAUAAGGAGAUGACAAUUUUGUACACAUUUAAAUAAAACCUCUUUAAAUGUUUACACACAAAACACCUUUUCCAGUAGCCUAUAGGGCCUGGCACAUAUUGGCUAUACUGAUACCAGGUUGAAACGCAACAAUAUGAUAAGCCUGUGUUCCCCAUCCAUAAUAAAACAUAUUGAAAAAUAUAAUUGUACACAUAUUCAUGGUUAACUGCUAUAGUGUUAAAAUGAAGAAUCUAAAGUGUGAAAACAAUGUGACCUUCUCAAAAGUUAAUGUUUAAUGCCAAUGAUUUGUUGUUUCAUUUAAACACUUGUUUUUCUACUGUUACUGUUAUUAUUAGAAACACUGCUGUCAUUUCUUCAUGUCAGUGCUGGCACCACUCACUGCUGCCCCCUAGUGUACAGAACAUGCUGUGUAAAAUAUGAGGCAAUAAGUUGUGAUGUUUGGUGUGAGAAUGAGGUGUGUGAACCAUUACUUUGUGUAUAUGCAACCUGUAACUACACGGCUAAUGUAUGAUAAUAAUAAAGAAGUUAUA
Messenger RNA from Notothenia coriiceps (black rockcod), 2446 nucleotides. Its product is annotated as apoptosis-stimulating of p53 protein 1-like. The transcript is spliced from 4 exons. Gene Ontology annotation, biological process: regulation of apoptotic process. Lineage: Eukaryota; Metazoa; Chordata; Actinopteri; Perciformes; Nototheniidae. The record is from RefSeq and is a predicted model, not a curated record. Gene Ontology annotation, cellular component: nucleus. Gene Ontology annotation, molecular function: p53 binding. The annotation marks the transcript as partial.